AUGGCAAAACUCACUGAUGAUGCCGACUACGAUGCCGGCGAACACUUUGAGAAUGUACCAAGUCCACUGUCUGAUGCUGGGAAUCAUGACAACUACUAUGGCAGACGACUUCGGAAUAGGUGCGUUCUACUAAAUCACCGUGGCAACAAGACCAAGUUGUGA
Protopolystoma xenopodis is the source of this 162-nucleotide messenger RNA. Lineage: Eukaryota; Metazoa; Platyhelminthes; Monogenea; Polystomatidea; Polystomatidae. The record is from the annotation of a GenBank genome assembly.